GUAAAAAUUAUUAAAUAAAUUUGCAAGUGUAAAAAUUUUAAAAUGAGUAGUACAAAGAUUCCAAGCAUUGUUGCUACACCAAAUGAAAAGUUUCUCAUGUCUCGUUCUCCGGCUGGCGAAAAAAAGGCGCAACCUUCCUGGGUGGAAUGGGUUGAACGUAACUCCAAGCCACUCAAACGUAUUCGACCCAAAGAAGUGCGCGUUCUCACCCCGUGGCAAAAGAAAGGACCUAUGCAGAAGAAACAAUGGAAGAAAUUCUAUGCAUGGGCCGCACGAAAUGCCACGCCCUUGGAACGCAAAGAGAAACCACCUCCUAAAAUUCUAUGCAAAGCUGAAUACUUGCCCUGCGCUAGAAAAAAUCAAACAAUCGAAUAUUAUGAAUUAAUGGAGAAUUUAGAGAAACUUGCCAAACCUCCCGAUCGAAUGCUAACAAAGAAACAUCAAUUUGUUGACAGAGAUCCACCAUUCUCGCCCGUAAUUGUUUGGGGCCAACCACCCCAUCACGAUAAGGGACGGCCCUUUGAGCCACCGCAUGUGCCCUGCUGUUUUAUUAACGAUGAACUGGAAGCGGACUUUUGGUCCCAUUUACGAUUCCCGAUAAGGCGAACUGCCCUAAAAGCUCGCGCCUCACCGCGAAUCGUAAGUUUGGCCCGACCAAAAGCUUAUCCGCCGCUUCCACAUUGUCCCAUCCCGCCCAGAACUCUACCUUGGUGGGAUCAGCCAGGACCAAAGCGAAAAAAGUUUACCUCUUCUGGCUGGCGUUUACAUCAAAUAAGGCUUGCCUAUCUAUCGAAACCAACGCGUGGACCCGAUAAUCUAUAUUUCUAUAUGUGAAAUGAAUAGUUGAUAUUAUUUUUUAUUUUCUGUGAUUAUUCU
Drosophila willistoni is the source of this 876-nucleotide messenger RNA. RefSeq lists its product as uncharacterized. Bases 43 to 834 code for a protein of 263 amino acids. NCBI's taxonomy places the organism in Eukaryota, Metazoa, Arthropoda, Insecta, Diptera, Drosophilidae. The transcript has a single exon. The record is from RefSeq and is a predicted model, not a curated record.